UAUUUUUGUAUAUUUAUCUUAAAUGACUAAAUUUAAAGAUGACAUUAAAAAAAUGAAUAUCAGUAAUAAAGAUCUUAUAGAUCAAUCAUUUGAUCCUAUAAGGAAACAUCGAAAAUAUGAUGAAUCUAAUCAAUUCUUAAUUGUUCCUACCAAAAAAUCAAGUAAACCUAAAAACAAAAAGGAUAAUCUUAUUUUUAAGAAACAGCUAAGUAAAACAAAGCUAAAAAAAUUGAAUAAAUUAAAAGAACAAAAAAUAAAACGAAUUAAAAGAAAAGAAAGCUUAGGCUUAUUGAAUGAAUCUAUAAUCUCCAAGGAGGAGAGAAAACUAAUCCAGUCAACUAGCCAUGUUCAAACAUCUGGAAAACGGAAAGCAUUCAUUGAAAAAAUACCUUAUAACAAUGAUUGUCAAAAAAUUGAAAUUUUCCAUGAUGACACUAAUUCAGACAGCAAUAAAAUUAAUGAAAUAGAUCAUAUAGAAUCUAAUGGUGUUGGAAUAAUCAUUGAUAAAGAUUUCAGUGUGGAAAACAUUGAUCAGAAUAAUUCUAAUGUAAAUGCAGAUAAAUUCAAUAAUUCAAAAAAUAAUAAUACAUUAAUGGACAUAUCACCAAAUAAAUCAACUCCUUCCUUAUCCACCCUUAUUAUAAAAAAAGUUAACAAAUUAGCUAAACCUCUGUCUUCUACCAAAUUAUCAGUAAUGAAAUUCAAAAAAGUUAUCAAAGUUGUAAGAGACCCUAAGAUACAAGCUGAAAGAGAAAAUCUGCCUAUACUUGGAGAAGAAUAUCAAAUAAUGGAAAAAAUAAAUGACCAUCCUAUUGUAAUAAUUUGUGGAGAGACUGGUUGUGGCAAAACUACUCAAAUACCUCAAUUUUUGUAUGAAGCUGGGUUUUGCGAAGAGCGAAGGAUAGGGAUAACCGAACCUAGGAGGGUUGCUGCUGUCACAAUCUCUCAAAGGGUUGCUAUAGAGAUGAAGCCACCUAAAGGCCAGAUUAAAAGACUUAAGACAACUAAAAAUGGCGAAAACCGAAAUGAUACAACAAAUUCUUCUGCCGUAGCUUAUCAAAUAAGAUUCGAAGGUAAUGUCACUCCCGCCACGAAAAUAAAGUUCAUGACUGAUGGAGUUCUUAUGAAGGAGAUCCAAAACGAUUUCAUGUUAACCGAUUAUUCGGCUAUUGUCAUAGAUGAAGCCCACGAGAGAAGCGUGUGCACUGACAUACUAAUCGGACUUUUAUCCCGAAUAGUUCCAUUGAGACAUAAAAGAAACGCGCCGCUCAAACUUAUCAUCAUGUCCGCUACUUUGAGAAUAAAAGAUUUCACCGAAAAUCAAAAAUUAUUUAAGGGUUAUGUACCAGUAAUCAAAAUCCCAUCUAAAAAGCAUCCCGUAACGAUACAUUACAAUAUAUCGACACCUAUGAACGAUUACGUCCAAGAAGCUUACCGAAAAGUCUGUAAAAUUCACAAUCGUUUACCCCCAGGAGAUAUCUUAGUAUUUUUAACGGGGCGCGCCGAAAUUAUGAACCUGUGCAAAGCUCUGGAUGCCACAUUUCCUACCAAUUCUCUAGUACCUCUGCCCCUUUACUCUCUCCUUCCUACCAACCAACAAAACCUAGUAUUCAAUUUUCAUAAUCGUCGCGUUACUAAAAAGGAUUCAACCAAUGAUUGCAAUAAUAAACCACAAAUGGAUAAGGACUCUUCCACUAAAACCAACAAAGUUCACAAAAAUUUAAAUAAAAAUGUUAGCGAAACACCACGCCUUUGUGUAGUGGCGACUAACGUUGCCGAAACAUCUAUAACCGUCCCAGGCGUGAGAUACGUAAUCGACUGUGGGCGAGUCAAAAAAUUUUCCCAUAAUGGCGGAUCGAAUAUAGAAGAUAGAGGAGUGGAUAAUGGACGAAAAGAAGAGAGAAUCAACGUAGGAAGGAGUAGCGUGGAGUGGAUAUCGAAGGCUUCGGCUGACCAGAGGGCCGGGCGAUGCGGAAGGACCGGACCUGGAGGACAUUGUUACAGGUUAUAUUCUUCUGCCGUGUUUAACGACCAAUUCUCAACCUUUUCGUGCCCCGAAAUCAUGGAAAAACCGAUCGAAGAUGUUGUCUUGCAAAUGAAGCUGUUGAAUAUAGACAGGAUAGAAAAUUUUCCUUUCCCUACUCCACCCCCGCUUUUAGCCUUGAGGAGGGCGGAAGCGUUGCUGUGCGCCUUAGGACUUUUGGAGCCUUUUGCGGGCGAAGUGGAUGAACGAGAAGUGGCUAAAGUAGAUUUCUGUGAUCGGGUCAACGUGACAGGGUGCCUAUACAAUUACCUGCCCGGGAUCGGCAAACAAACGGAUCCAUUGAUACUUUGUCUCACUGAUUUAGGCCGGUUAGUAGCUAACGUUCCCCUUAAUCCGAGGCAGGGUAAACUACUAGCCCUGAUUUUAACAGACAAAACCUUUCCCGCCACUUUGAUGCCUUUCGCGUUAACGAUCGCCGCUUCUACUACUAUCAGGGAACUUUUUAUCGCGGGUGAUGAUCGAAAUAACUCAAUUUUAAACGCCAUAAAAAAUUCUUGGGCCGGGAUAACCGAUAAUAAGGAUUUAUCGGGAGAUAAAAAUAGUGACGACAAGCGAGUUAUCAGUCAAGAUCAAUUUUUAUUGGGCGAUAUGAUAGUGAAUCUCAGAGCCGUAGGGGCAUCCGAUUAUAUCAGGAGCGAGACUUUAAUGAAUGGCACACCACGAGGAAAAGGUUUAGACGAUUUUUGCCAGAAAUAUCUGGUGAGACGCAAAGCCCUGGACGAGAUCUACAAAUUAAGGCGCCAGAUUUAUCGCGUCGUCGCAUUGAAAAGGGACUUGGAGACUAACGGUGAUGUUUUGACGGAAGAAAGGGAAUGCGUCGAUGAUUUGGAAGAUAAUUAUGACAACGAUGAAAAUAAAGUUAAAAAUCCGGACCCAAACAAGGAAAAGAUUAUAAUCGAUAAAGACUUUCUCAUGACCCAACCACCUUCCCAAAAACAGAUGAAAGCAUUGCGCAAAUUGAUUCUAGCUUGUGCGGGCUUUAACAUUGCCAAAAGGAUAGACCUGUCCCCCGAAGACCAUGAAAGAUUAUUCGGGAAAAGAGUCGGCAGAAAGGCAUUCAAGAGUUAUUAUCAGUGCCUCACAGAAGGUUCAGCCACCUCUAACUCUCCCCCCAUUCCCGCCUUCAUUCAACCAUCUUCCGUCAUGUUUCGAUCUUGCCCGGAUUACAUUGUUUAUCAAGAAUCCUACCUAUCCAAACCUUUUUCAACCCUCGGGGAUUCCGCGGUAGAGACAUCGCCUAGCCAUUCCACUUUGAAUCUGAAUCGCAAUAUACACCUCAAAACUAUCACCGCUGUUCAACCCCAAUGGUUACCCGUUUACAUGCCACAACUGUGCCAUUUCGAUAUUCAUCGCGCGAAUUGCACUUUAGACGAUAUCACCAACGAUAACUCGGAAAAGUCCCACGAAGUUGGCCAUACCAAUCACGUGUAUUACGAUCCCUCGACAGGUAAAGUUAAGUGUAGGGCAUCCUGCCUUUUUGGCCCCCAUAAAUGGGAUAUUGGUUUUGGUGUCACUGAGUUUCCUUAUACGACGGAAAAGUUCAGGCAUUUUGCCAAAUUUUUCUUAGAAGGUCAGCUCUUUUCUUGCCUGAAAAUAUACGUGGAUCAUCUCUUGUUAACCCCUUCCACGAUGCUGAAGACCUGGGCCAAAUUGCAAACCAAAACACAGACUAUACUGAAAGCUUUGAUCGAAGCCGACAUCCACGAUAAAUCGGCUUUGGUAAGCGUUUGGACUAGCGGGAAUUCCAACUUUUUAUUAAAUCAAUACUUGGAAUGGUUACCCGAAAGCCUGCAUUCUCAAGUAACACAGUUAUGGCCACCUUACAAGACCUGAAAAUGCAUAAUAACGCCGAAUCAAUAGAUGAUCUAGGAAAAUCAUAAUCGUUAACCACUUAAAUCGUCUUAUUUAUUUUCGCGUACAUGUUAUUUAAUUAUAAAAUGAAUAUAUAAAAAAUGCGAAAUAUCUAAUUU
This is a messenger RNA of Gordionus sp. m RMFG-2023, 4014 nucleotides long. Its product is annotated as probable ATP-dependent RNA helicase DHX37. Gene Ontology annotation, biological process: maturation of SSU-rRNA from tricistronic rRNA transcript (SSU-rRNA, 5.8S rRNA, LSU-rRNA). The record is from RefSeq and is a predicted model, not a curated record. Gene Ontology annotation, cellular component: intracellular anatomical structure; nucleolus. Lineage: Eukaryota; Metazoa; Nematomorpha; Gordioida; Chordodea; Parachordodidae. The transcript is spliced from 14 exons. Bases 23 to 3877 code for a protein of 1284 amino acids. Gene Ontology annotation, molecular function: ATP binding; helicase activity; RNA binding.